AUGUCUGAAGGUUUACCAAAUAAUGAACAAACUGCUCCAGAUCCAGUUGCUGAACUUAAAGAAUGUUUAUACUUCAGCAUUGAGAAUGUUAAAAACAAGUUAAAUGAGAGGAUUCAUGAAGAUGUGGAUGGCAUCGAUUACAUCUGUGUUCAGUUAGCUAGAAUUGAAAAUCUUGUGGAAAGAGCUUCUGCUUUGUACAACAUUCCCAAUGAUAUUGCAAACUCUUUAAGAAUAGCACAGGAGAAGUUAAAAUCUGUAGGAGGAGAAAAUGAACAGACAUAAAUUUUUAUUCAUAGUGGUUGUCGUGGAAGACCAUCAGUAUACAUUCCGAAAGAACUUCUUCAGUUGUAUUUGGAUUACAGGUUCACGUUCAAAAAGAUUGGAGAAAUAUUUGGUGUAGCUAGCAAAACCAUACAAAGACGAGUUGUUGAAUUUGGCCUGAAGUCUUGCAAUUACACUAUGCUAUCAGAUGAACAACUGGAUGAACAGAUGUAAGAAAUUCUUUACAAUAUACAUAAGGAUAUUACUUGACUGUGAUUGGUUGAUUUCAGUGCAGUUAAUCCCAAACAGCAGUGCAAUUUUCUGUAAUCACAGUGCAAUUUUUCUGUAAUCUUUACAUGUCAAAUGUUUUCCCACUAUAAUAAAAUAACUGCCCCCUCCCCCCCUUCUGAACCAAUACUUUUAGGUGCCUUUUUCGGUCAAAAAUACCUCAUGACCAACCCCCUUUUUUGCCAGCCCACCCCCGGUCAUAAAUAAUGAAUGGUCGCUUACCUAUACUUCAAACACUCAUUAAUAAUUCAUAAGCUUAUUGGCAAAUCAUGUAAACUAUAACAUGUCACAUGCAGUGGCUUGAUAAAACACUCCUAAUUAGUAUUCUCUAUACAAAAAAUACUAAUAAGGCAGUAUCUAUUGUUGUCGUGUCCACAUUAGUAUUUUUUAUAUAAAGAAUACUAAUAAGGCGGUAUAUCUAUUGAAUUUGUAUAGUCGUGUUUGAAGUAAAGGUCUAAAGUAAAGCCACUUUUAUGGUAUUAGGUCUAAAGUAAAGCCACUCGCGCUGGGCGCUCGUGUCUUUAAACCUAAUAAAACACUCCUGCUCGUUUAUUAAACAGUACUUCAGGUAUAGCAUAACACUGAAGAAAAUGCAGAAUAUGAAAAGCCACAAUAACUAAAGUACUAGUACUCAAGUAACUGUGUACAAAGUAAUUGUCCAGGUGGUUUGUCCAUUAGUUUCAGGUUUCAACGAUAAUUGAUCAUGCAAUGAAUUUUUUAUUGUUAUUAUUAUUAUAAUUUUUUUUUCACUUUUAAUAUUGUAUAUAUUAAUUAAUGUUACUCUAUUAUUUAUAAUGUUUUCAGAUCAGACAUUUUAAAAGUAUUUCCAAACUGUGGAUAUCGAAGAAUGCGUGGUUUUUUAACAGCAAGAGGUUUACACAUUCAAUGGCGCCGGAUAGAAGAUAGUAUGAAGCGUGUGUGUCCAGAGGGCAUACUAAUGCGGUGUUUACAAUUCAGUGUUCUUAAAAGAAGAAUCUAUAAUGUAAGAUCACCAUUAUCACUUUGGCAUAUAGAUGGCAAUCACAAACUAAUAAGGUUAGAAUUCAAUUAAUGUGCCAUUUUUUGUAUGUUCCCUUGCCAGAUAUAGGAUUAUUGCCAUUGGACACUUUCUUAUAGUAACACGGUUUAAAUAUCAUUUAAUUAAAUUGAUAUUACCAAAUAAGGCAAAUGUGGGUGGAUAUACAAUACCUAAAGGUGUAUAUAUGAACCACUUGUACUUGAAUAUUGAUUUGUUUACUUUGUUAGAUGAUUAAUUGCUUGUAUUACACCCAAAUUUGAGAUGGAAAUUGAAUGCAGCUUGCAUUUAGUAUUAUUUUAUAUUUCAUUUUACUUUCUACUACUCUAGAUGGGGUUUUGUCAUUCACGGAUGCAUUGAUGGUUAUUCUCGCCAGAUCACCUUUCUGCACUGUAGUUGCAAUAAUAAAGCUCAAACAGUUCUACAACUGUUCCUUGAUGCUGUGGAUGUUUUUGGAUUGCCUUCUAGAGUGCGUGGAGAUAAAGGUGUGGAAAAUGUGGAUGUCGCUUGGCAUAUGUUUACUCAUCCCAUGCGUGGCCCUGAUAGGGGGAGCUUCAUUUCUGGCAGGAGCUGCCAUAACCAACGCAUUGAAAGACUUUGGAGGGAUGUAUUUAGCGGUUGUACACAUAUAUUCCACAGUCUCUUUCACCACAUGGAAAAUGAAGGAAUAUUAGACAUCGGGAAUGAUCUGCAUCUCUAUGCAUUAAGAUAUGUAUUCACGAAAAGGAUCAACAAUAGUUUAAAGACAUUUGCAGAAGGUUGGAAUCAUCAUCCUCUUUCAACUGAAGGCAACAUGUCACCUGCUCAGCUGUGGGUUUGGGGCCUGAGGAAUCAACUCAUUGACAUGGAACUUAACGAUGUAAGGUAUCCAUAUAAGUUAAGUAAAUCGUGCUUUAGUUCAAAGUAUCCAAGUGCUGAACAUCACUGGCAAAGAGCAAUUGAUAUAUUGGUGCACGUGUAACUCUCAAAAUGUUUACUUUGUCUUUGCGACCAAUGGUUCAAAUUCAGCACGAUAAUCUGGCGACUGAAACUUAGGGCUUACUAAAAUGUCUAUGGCGCCGAACACCGAAACAUUGUGUGUUCAUGCCUGUUUUGUUUUCAUCGUUUGGUCGAACUAUUUUAGAACUAUUAAGUAGAAAACUUUGUAUCAUAAUGUAUCAAUCAAUUCCAUGGGUUCCCAUCCCACCCACCCCCGUUUAUCGGGCAUUUGUCAUUUUGGCGAAAAAAAUUUGCAAAUGGCCCCACCAUGGCCAUGGGGUCCAAAUAAUACAACAAAAUAUCCACCCUUGGGGACUUAUAUUGACGCAAGUGUCCCACCCUAGGCGACAAAAUUUCCUGAGGAUUCCAGAACCAAAAAAUCGAAUGCAGGCUAUACUGUAUCUCGUGUCAAUAUACCUGUUAUUUAAAAUCGAUUCUGAAGCCAUUAAUACGGCUAAAUGGCGAAACAAGCGACAAAUAUUCAACUUUUUAAGCUCGAGCAAAUUCCCCACCCUGGGGCUAACCUGCAGAAAGCAAAUGCCCGACCCAGGGAACAAAUACAGUUGAAAGUGCAGGGAAAAUUAUGUGUAAUACGUUUUCUGUAGGUUGAAAUAAACGAUUAUGGAAUUGACGACGAUGGCCUAUCACCAAAUCCUGCAUGGAGUGAAGAUGCAUCUUUCCCAGAUGUUAUAGAAGUCCCUGACAUCUAUCUUCCCAUUCCUCCAGAUGAAGUAGACAGUCACCUAGCACAAUUUGACCCACUAGCAAGCAGCCAAUAUUUUGGAAUUGAUAUCUAUUUGCAGGUCCUCACGCAUUUAAUUAAUAUUUUUGACGAUAGAUAA
Molecule: messenger RNA, 3384 nt
Organism: Paramuricea clavata
Lineage: Eukaryota; Metazoa; Cnidaria; Anthozoa; Malacalcyonacea; Plexauridae
Source: the annotation of a GenBank genome assembly